AGUGCGCUUGGAAGUGUAUUGUACCUCCAUGCUGCCUCCCCUCUCUCUGGUACUGCUAACCACAAUGGCCAGGCUCGUCUGAGGGAGCUGCCCCUGUCAGUUCGGCACAGACGCGCCUCAGCAGCGGCAGCAGCGGCGGCGGCGCAUUCACUGAGACACCGACACCGAGACGCUGCUGGAGGAAUAUAUGACACAGAUCUGAGCCAGAAAAAAGAAGGUCAAUGUGGCUACAAAAGCAGCUCUCUGGAGUAGUUGUCAGUCGUAGUGGAUUCCUGAGGUCCGUCUCUAUAGCAACCCACUCCUCCUCCUGAGUACCGCUGCCAACUCACCCUCCCUGCCACACGACGAAUCUCUCCUCACUCCCCUCCUUGACCAAUCGGGCAGCACUGAACUGCGUUGGAAUGGACACUGAGUCGACCCACUCGGGCUACUCCUACCACUCCAGCCGGUCCGGGAGAUCAAACCGACAUGGGGAUCGAAGCCGCGAGCGACACAAGGCCAGCAGCAGCAAAGAUAGCAGUCGCUCUGAGAGGUCAGUCGUCAUCAACCCACCCGACACCCCGUCCCAGGAAUCCCCCGUUCACAACGGAGAACCACUGCCAGGAGAACCAACACCAGCAGAAGCUCCUGGAGAUGACGGCCAGGAUGAUAACUGGGGGGAAACCACCACCGCCGUCACAGGCACCUCGGAGCUCAGUAUUUCCCAGGAGGAAGUAGUUGGAUUGGGAAAGGGGAUACAGGACCGGACCCAAGGCUUCCGCCGCUAUCUUCCCCUGGCUGUGGGCUUGUGUGUGGGGCUGCUAGUGCUGGCCACGCCCUUGGUCUUCCUGCUUCUUCCGGCUGUCAUGUGGCCCGACAGACUCCAGGCUUGUGGUGCAGCCUGCGAGGGCCUCUUCCUCUCCAUCUCCUUCAAGCUCCUCAUCCUCCUGGUGGCCAUUUGGGCUUUGUUUCUCCGCCCGGGACGUGCCAGCCUGCCCAGAGUGUGCGUGUACCGUGCCUUCCUCACCACUCUCACGCUCCUGCUCACCAUGUCUUAUUGGCUUUUCUAUGGAGUCCGGAUCCUUGAUGCUCAGGAUGAGGACUACCACGGUAUCGUCCAGUUUGCCGUGUCCCUUGUGGACUCCCAGCUGUUUGUUCACUACCUUGCUGUGGUGCUGCUGGAGCUCCGUCACUUCAAGCCCUCCUACAGCGUGUGUGUCAUGCGCUCCACCGACGGAGAGACGCGUCACUACAACAUAGGACAGCUCAGCAUUCAGAGGGCCGCUCUCUCCAUUUUGGAGUAUUACUACAGGGACUUUCCUGUCCAUAACCCGGCACUUCUCUCUGCCUCAAAGCACCGAGCUGCCAAACACCUGGCUGGGUUAAAGGUCUACAACGUGGACGCCCCGGGGAGCACAGCAGGAGCACAGCCUGGUAAUGGGAAUCAGUCACGGGCCAUGGUUACAGCUGCCGCCAAACGCAAAGACAAUGCCCAUAAUGAGCUGUACUACGAAGAGGCCGACUACGAGAGAAGAGUCCGUAAACGUAGAGCUAGGCUGGUGGUGGCUGUGGAGGAGGCCUUCACACAUGUUCGACGGAUGAAGAAAGAGGACGAGCAAGCGUCGCCGUCUGACAUUAUGGAUGUGCGUGAAGCAGCUCUGGCUAUAUUUCCCUCUAUGGCUCGUGCCCUGCAGAAGUACCUCCGCACCACCAGGAGGCAGCACUGCCACAGCAUGGAGAGCAUCCAGAAGCACCUUGCUUUCUGCCUGGUCAAUAACAUGAGCCCUAAGGCCUUCCUUGAAGCCUACCUGUCCCCUGGUCCGACCCUCCAAUACGGCCCCGAGCGCUGGAUGGCUGACCAGUGGACUUUGGUCAGCGAGGCUUCUGUCACCAGCGGCAUAAAGGAGGGGACAGAGUUCCUGCUGAGGUGUCUAGACUUUAGCUUAGCUGUGACCGUCAAGGGCAUCCCUUACAUCCGACUGACUGAGGAGUACAUCGACGCCAAGUCUCACAAGUUUCUACUGCUGCUCCAAUCAGAGACCUCAGUUUAACAGUGACUCGGUGGACCAGUGCUGCUGAUCUGGACUCACAGGACUGUUCUAAUUAUCCAAUUGAAUUUUUCAGCAAAAAACAACAACAACAACAAAAAAAAGAAAAAUAGCUUUUUGUACUGUUUUUUGUACUUCUGUUUAUGUAAUCUUUGUGUCCUUGUCUUUGUCCCCGGUGAUAUGAAAGACGAUAACAGACAGAAAACGGGGAGAGAGCACGCUUGGCUUUUUCUCUGUCCUGACAUUUGCAGAACACAGUUCAGGUAUUCCUCUAUGCACGACAGAUGACCCCUCACUAAUGUUCUUCUUCCUUGAUUUGCAUGUGCCAGUGUGUGCCUGCGUGGGAAAGGUCAUGAUUUAGGAGGAGUGUGUGAUUUAGGGUGUGUGUGUGAGAGAGAGAGAGUGUUUUGAGUGUGUAGUGUACACCCGGGAUCUGUCUCAACUCGUCUUUUCUUUCUCCUUUGGCGUUACUAUAGUGACCAGGACAUUUGAUAUAACACCAAACCCUUUUCACCAAAACUGCUGUUUUUCAGUCUUAGCAAUGAUAAUUUAACUGUCCUGUAUUACAGAUGUAUGUACAGUAUUUAUAUGUGAAUAUACCUUAUCCCUUUACUUACCUUUACCUAUACUUUUUAUAUCAAAAUGUGCAUCGCUUGAAAGAUUUUUUUUAACUGUGUCAAAGACGCUUUUCUUUUUUUUACCUUUGUCUGUCUGCACUGUAUUUGUGGAGAUAACUGGACUGUAAAUAGACAAAAAUGUCACAAACGAAUCACUGGAGUCUCUCGGAGUGAACGCCAACCACAGCACAGCUGGAUAUAGAUAGUCUAGUCGAUAGAUUGUGAACAAACGCACGUGGCCGCUCAUUAUGUAUGUACAGGUAAUUGUGCGCGGUGGACACUGAUCUGUUCUUAUAGGUUAGCAGAGAGAGUUAAUGUUUGGACGUGUACGUGGUUCAUGUGGUUGACCUUUUUAUAUCUCAUGUUAAAGCUGUCGCCUCUGUUGCUGUUUGAUUUCGAAACAUACACCCCCCGAGUUUCAUCUUAAUUCAUCACGACGGGGGCCGUGUUAUUACAGCAGCUCUCUCUCUGCAUAACGUAAAUCCUGUCUGCCAACUGAAAUAUGCUCAGCUAUGAGCAUAAAACAUCAUCAUAACCAGAAGGAGUAUUUAUUCAGGAAAUCCCAAAAUCCCUCUUCAAAAUUAAUAGUCACUUAUCUCAUGCUGGCAAGUGUUUAAACAAGUGUUGAUAAUCGAUAAUUUAGUGUAAAACACUAAAUAUAUACAUACAUAAACAGCUCAACCCAGUGUCAGUAUUUCUGCUGUCAGUAUUUAUCUCAGUGUCACACUACUGCCACCUAUCUACAGCUACUGAAACAGGCACACUGUCCUGAGCGUCAAUCAAACUGUUCAUUCGUGUGAAUAUUUGACCUGAAUUUUUUUUAAAGCGUUUGUACUUAUGAGGCCUGUUAUGUUGUAAAUUUAUAUUUACACAAGUGUUACCGUGGUCACUGACAGUGUACAUGUAGUUUUGUUUAGGCUUUGUUUAGAGCGUUGAUGGUUGUAAAUAGUUCUUGACUACACAUGUGCCUCACUUAUACAUACACAUAUUUAGGACGUGUUUGGCAUACAUGUGCGGUUUUCAAGUGUGUGUGUGUGUGUGUGUGUGUGUGUGUGUGUGUGUGUGUGUGUGUGUGAGAGAGAGAGAGAGAGAGGAAAAAGGGAACAUAAUGAAGAAGAGAGAUCGCUUUCCUAAAUGUCAUGCAGCUGGUGUCUCGAGUUGUCCUUGUCUUCUUUUAUACAACAGAACGUGUAAAAUCACAGCUGCUGUGUCAAAGUCACAUUUGUAAAGAAAACAAUAAUAAUAAUAAACAAAUAUUUGUA
Molecule: messenger RNA, 3906 nt
Organism: Larimichthys crocea (large yellow croaker)
Lineage: Eukaryota; Metazoa; Chordata; Actinopteri; Sciaenidae
Product: vang-like protein 1
Exons: 9
Coding region: 402-2030 (542 amino acids)
Biological process (GO): multicellular organism development
Cellular component (GO): membrane
Source: RefSeq, a predicted model, not a curated record